This is a messenger RNA of Microthlaspi erraticum, 1266 nucleotides long. The record is from the annotation of a GenBank genome assembly. Lineage: Eukaryota; Viridiplantae; Streptophyta; Magnoliopsida; Brassicales; Brassicaceae.
AUGCGGCGACCGUUCUUGCGAGGGAUUCCGCACGAGGAUACGGGAUCCGAUCCUGAGCUCGGUGAGGAGAAAGUCCCUGAUUGCGCUAGGCUCGAUGGUAUCCCUCAAAAGAUUGAGAUGCCGUGGAGAUCAUCGUCAAGAUCUCUGGCUCGGGAUGGUCGAUCGGGGAUGACCGAAGAUAUAGUCAUCGCUUUGCGGGAGAGGGUGGGAAUCAGUGACGCGGUCAAGAUUCUCGUUCCCUUACCUGACCAAAGGCCGAUGGACGCUCCACCUGGAUGGUUUUGCCUCUACGAAUGCUUCCUCACGGAGUUUGGAAUACGUUUUCCGUGCGGCAUAUGGUCUUCUCGGACCGCUCUGGCGAAGGCAGCCGGGAUGAAGCUAGACAGGGAGCUCUUUGAGCGUAUAACUGAUCUUCGUGCUGGGGUUAAGGAAGGAGGUUUCAAGCGUUUCCACACAUCGAUGAAACAUGACAUCGUUUUUGGUGAUCAUCGAACGAAGAUUCAUCACUGGACGCGCUACUACUUUUUUGUCAAGGUCGACCGUGCUUCGGUCGGGGAUUUCGAUCCUAGAAGGAUUGUCCCAAGGAAAGUAAAUACUACUCUAAAGGAGAAGUUUAGAACUUUACGCGACUUGAGUAGAGAGACUUGGGCGGAUGCGUUUGCCGAGACCGAAAGGAAGAAGAAGGAAAAGAAAGGAAAGGCUAUUGCUAUAGCGAUUCCUCUCCCUGAUAAGUUGCCGGGUGUUGCUAGGAAGACAGGCUUAAGGAAAAGGGCUCCGGCUUUGGUGGAUGAUGAUAUCCUGAUUUCUGAUCCUUUAUCCAAGCGGAUGAGUGGCGAUUUCUCUUCUCGGACUGUCGCGGCUUCUACUGGUCAGGGCGGGGAUAUGAGUAUCCUGGAGUCUGGAGGUGACGGGGUGACGGAUUCCGUCGGGAUAGACUCCGAUGCUGUCUCCUUUAAGUGGAAAGGUGGUGCUCCUUUAAUGGAUAAUGGCGACUUUAGUGGAGAGAUGGUUUGGGGUUGCAAACCUAAGCCAUGCUGGGGGGUUCCGCGUGGUGAGCUUGAGUUCAAGGGUGCUUUCGAUGAGGCUUCUAAUAAUCUUAUUAGAGCCGGAGGGAAGUUUGCUGCGUUGAUUCAACUUUAUGACGGAACGCUCAAGGGUGCUCGGAGCGGAGUUGAUCAAAUUAAAGCCGAUUUGUUUGAUAACUUUGAUGGUGAUGCGGCUGCAGUUAGGUUUCGAGAAGAAAGAUUGCUUUUGAAAAGAAGAUAG